ACGAGCGGGACGCGGUGCAGAAGAAAACCUUCACCAAGUGGGUGAACGCCCACCUGGCCCGGGCCGCGUGUCGGGUGGGGGACCUGUACGUGGACCUGAGGGACGGCUUCGUCCUCACCCGCCUGCUCGAGGUGCUCUCGGGGGAGAGCCUGCCUGGUGAGGGCACCUUCAGCUUCAUCAGCUUCAUCGUCAUCUUCAUCAUCUUCAUCUUCAUCAUCAUCUUCAUCAUCGUUAUCAUUGUCAUCAUCUUCAUCAUUGUCAUCAUCAUCAACGUCAUCUUCACCCACCUGCUCGAGGUGCUCUCGGGGGAGAGCCUGGGGCACCACUUGGGCACCUUCAUCUUCAUCGUCAUCUUCAUGAUCAUCUUCAUUGUCAUCAUCAUCAUCAUCAUCAUCAAAUCAACAUCGUCAUCAUCAAGUCAACAUCAUCAUCGUCAAAUCAACAUCAUCAUCGUCAAAUCAACAUCAUCAUCGUACCCCGAGGUGAACAUCCAGAACUUCACCACCAGCUGGAGGGACGGCCUGGCCUUCAAUGCCCUCAUCCACCGGCACAGGCCGGACCUCGUGGACUUCGCCAAGCUGACCAAGUCCAACGCCACCCACAACCUGCAGGUGGCCUUCAACACGGCCGAGCAGCACCUGGGGCUCAGCAAGCUGCUCGACCCCGAGGACGUGAACAUGGAGGACCCCGAUGAGAAGUCCAUCAUCACCUACGUCGUGUCCUUCUACCACUACUUCUCCAAGAUGAAGGCGCUGGCCGUGGAGGGGAAGCGCAUCGGGAAGGACAACUUCGGCUACGACCUGCCGGCGGUGGAGGCGGCCAUGAAGAAGCACGAGGCCAUCGAGGCCGACAUCUCCUCGUACCAGGAGCGCAUCCAGGUGGUGGUGGAGCUGGCCCUGGAGAUGGAGGCCGAGGGCUACUACGACACCAAGAGGAUCAGCGCCCAGAAGGACAACAUCCUGCGCCAGUGGGGCCUCCUCACCCAGCUGGUGGCGGCCCGGAGAGCCCGCCUGGAGCAGAACCUGGCCCUGCAGAAGAUCUUCCAGGAGAUGGUCUACAUGAUCGACUGGAUGGAGGAGAUGCAGGUCCUCCUGGUGUCCAAGGACCUGGGCAAGCACCUGCUGGAGGUGGAGGACCUGCUGCAGAAGCAGGGCCUGCUGGAGGCCGACAUCGCCGCCCAGACCGAGCGGGUCCAGGCCCUCAACGCCGCCGCCCUCACCUUCUCCGAGCUGGAGGGCUACCAACCCUGCGACCCCCAGAUCAUCUGCAACCGCGUCCACCACGUGCGCUCCUGCCUGGAGGAGCUGGCCCAGCUGGCGGCCAAACGCCGCAAGGAGCUGGAGGAUUCCCGCCAGCUCUGGACCUUCUUCCAGGAGAUGGAGGAGGCCGAGGCCUGGAUGGGCGACAAGGAGAAGAUCUUGGCCCACAAAACCUGCGGCCGCGACCUCAGCAGCGUCACCGCCCUGGCGGCCGAGCACCGGGCCAUGCUGGGCGAGCUGGGCAAGCGGCGGGCACUGCUCCACCAGAGCCUCAAGAAAGGGGAGAAGCUCCUGGCCCGCCGACCCCCGGGGGGAGGAGGAGGGGGAGGCGGCUCGGGGGGCGUCCGGGAGCGGCUCCGCUCCGUCUGCCUGCGCUGGAAGAAGCUGGAGGAGCUCACCGGGCUCCACCAGCGGCGCCUGGAGGAGGCCUCGGCCUUCUUCCAGUUCCUGGCCGAGACGGACGAGCUGGCGGCCUGGCUGCGCUCGGCCUUCCGCGUGGCGGCCAGCGACGACUUCGGGCACGACGAGCACUCGAGCCGGGCGCUGCUGCGGCAGCACCGGGCGCUGGUGGAGGAGCUGGAGAAGCAGCGGGAGGCGGUGCUGGCGCUGCGGGGGCAGCUGGCGCUGCUGGCGCCCGACCACCGGCAGGGGGUGGAGGCGCAGAUCAGGGUGGUGGAGGCCGAGCAGCUGUUCGGGGAGGUGGCCGAGGUGGCCGUGCUGAGGACGCAGUGGCUGCAGGACGCGCUGGCCGUCUACGGGCUGCUGGGGGAGGUGGACGCGUGCGAGGCGUGGCUGGACGAGAAGGAGCAGUGGCUGGGGGGGAUGGAGGUGCCCGAGGAGCUGGAUGAGGUGGAGGUGGUGCAGCACAG
Molecule: messenger RNA, 2128 nt
Organism: Empidonax traillii (willow flycatcher)
Lineage: Eukaryota; Metazoa; Chordata; Aves; Passeriformes; Tyrannidae
Product: spectrin beta chain, non-erythrocytic 4-like
Exons: 9
Biological process (GO): actin cytoskeleton organization
Cellular component (GO): cell junction; cortical actin cytoskeleton; plasma membrane
Molecular function (GO): actin filament binding
Source: RefSeq, a predicted model, not a curated record